AUGAUGAUCAAGGCCUUGAUUUGGAAUAUUAGAUCUGUCAAUACUCAGCAGGCCUUCCCUAGUGUGAUCAAUACGCAAAGAGAGCACAAUUUCUUUGUCAUUGCUUUGAUGGAGCCAUUUCAAAAAAAAGGUUACAUACAAAGGUAUAAGAGAAGAUUAAAUUUGGAGUCUGCCUUUUCAAAUAUGAAUGGGAAGAUAUGGUUAUUUUUUGAUGUUGUGGUGGAGUGGGAAUUGAUUGUGAAAACUGAACAACAUGUGAUUGUCAAAGUAUUUCACCAUGACUUUGGGAAGCGUAUCAUGAUGACUUUUGUGUAUGCAAAGUGUUCAUCUAUAGAGAGAUUGGAGUUGUGGGAUAACCUAUGGUAUCCGGCAAUUGAUAUGGAACUUCCUUGGUUAGUAGUAGGGGACUUUAAUGUGGUGCUACAUAAAGAUGAAAAGAUAGGGGGAUUACCAGUUCAUCCUCUUGAAUAUGAGGAUUUUGCAUUCUGUGUCAAUUCUUGUGGGCUGCUUGAUCAAGGAUAUAAAGGAAGUCAUUUUACAUGGUGGAAUGGAAGACCUAAUACUGAGUGUAUAUUUAAGAAAUUGGAUAGGAUCUUUGUUAAUUUGCCAUUCCAAAAUAUGCUACCUACAAUUGAAGUUGAACAUUUGAUUAGGACAGGCUCAGAACAUGCUCCAUUGCUUAUGACUUGUGGGGAGAAAACUACAAACUUUGUCAAGCCUUUCAGAUUCUUGAAUUUAUGGACAAAACAUGCUUACAUUCAAGGAGGUGGUGAAGCAGAAUUGGGAGGCGGAUUUCAUUGGAGAUCCAUUUCUAAUGUUCAAGCAUAA
Molecule: messenger RNA, 828 nt
Organism: Nicotiana attenuata
Lineage: Eukaryota; Viridiplantae; Streptophyta; Magnoliopsida; Solanales; Solanaceae
Exons: 1
Coding region: 1-828 (275 amino acids)
Source: RefSeq, a predicted model, not a curated record